Molecule: messenger RNA, 840 nt
Organism: Haemonchus placei
Lineage: Eukaryota; Metazoa; Nematoda; Chromadorea; Rhabditida; Trichostrongylidae
Source: the annotation of a GenBank genome assembly
AUGAAAGAUCCUAUAAUAUGUGCUGAGAUGGAAAAAGUGCCAACAGAUCCUCUGUACAUUGCGAUAUUUUCAUUUUACACACUUAAUUUUACUCUAUCAUUAUUUAUUACACCUGUUGUAUGGUAUCGUUUCUGUCGUCAUACGGCAUUCCAUAUCAAUGUGAAGAUCCUCAUCUCAGUUCUCUUCAGUUUCGGUGUCAUAUCCAGUGCAUUCGGAACAAUUAACUAUUUAUUUCACAUGUACCAUGUUGUUUUCCCAAGCAAUCCAUGUUCGAGAAUAUUCUAUACAACAGAAUGUGCGUGGUCCUUCUAUUCGCUUACGUGGUGCAUUUUCGGGUUCAUGCUAGCUCAGGCUUCUCUUACAGUUGAACGUUUAAUUGCUACAUUUAGACUUCGUACUUACGAGAAAGGACAUCAAUAUCUUGGGCCUAUUAUGGCAACUAUUGUGGUGAUUUCUGCAAUUUUCUGUGUCGUAUGGGGCCUUGGUGAAAUGGACCCCAAAGAGUUGCAGUACCAGUGUGGUGGUGUGCCGGUUUCAUCAAAAUCUCGAGUGGUAUCUAUGUACAAGAUUAUGCUGCUAGUUGAUGUCCUUGCUAUCAUAGCUUUCGCACUUUGUUAUUAUUACAACAGAAGAACUCUCGAGAGCGGAAGGUAUGAACUUUCGCUCCGAUAUCAAGUCUAUGAAAAUCUGAGAGCCAUACGAAUUUUCGUACCAGUUGUCACCGUUCACUUCAUCAUCUUUGGCCUGUUUUUAAUGGGUUCUAUAAUUAUACGUGAAUUUCGGGCCAGCUUAACGCCGAAAGCCUACAGUACUAGUCUUCUCGCUCUAUAUGUGAGUUAA